AUGGACGUUAAAGUCCAUUCUGACAAACUCUCAGACGGAAAUGAGAAACAAGGGGCCCAGAGCUCUCAAGGGCAGAAUGGUUUGGGGGAACAGGCCUGGGUGGCCUCCAAAAGUUCACUGCCCUGUGCAACCUCAGGAUACUGCUCCCCACGUUCUGGAGCUUUGUCCCCUAGUUUGCCCCAGCUGGACUUCAAGCGGCCCAAGGUGUGCCUCAAUCUCCCACUCUGGAAGUUACAAGCCAUUAAGCUUGGCUACAUCCACAUGGUACUAAUCCUGCAGGCCCAAAGAAUGCAAGAACUGUGGGGCAGGGACCCACUGUUCACAGAACCCCCUCCGUACCCCUCCGGGCCCCAGGCCCCAGCCCCCCUGGCUGAGCUGUGGGAGGGAGCAGGCAGACGGGAGGCAGCCGGCACACACGGGCCCGCUGAAAGGGAAAGUAACUUUGAAGGGCCGGCGGGGAGGACGCGAGGGUGCACUUCGCGGACUAGCCCCCCUCAGCCGCCUGACUCCACGGUGGCUUUACCCCUUCGGGAAAUAGGACCCCCGGAUGACACAGGAAUCCCCAGGCUCCAGUACUGGCCAUUCUCCACCAGUGAUCUGUAUAACUGGAAAACUCAGAGUGCUCGGUUUUCAGACAACCCCAAAGAUUUACUGGCUUUACUAGAUAGUGUCAUGUUCACCCACCAGCCCACUUGGGAUGAUUGUCAGCAGCUCCUCCGAAUUUUGUUCACCACGGAAGAGCGAGAGAGAAUACAGAUAGAAGCUAGAAAGCUGGUCCCGGGGGACGACGGUCAACCGACUGCCAACCCCGACCUCAUAAACGCAACCUUUCCUCUGACCAGGCCGGCGUGGGACUACAACACGGCAGAAGCCUUACAGAAAAUUCACCAAGAAAUCUGGCCCAAGCUGAGAGAGCUAUAUGAGACCAGUCCCCCACCGACACCCCAUCCGUACCAGCCGGGAGACUGGGUCCUGGUUAAGCGACACCGACAAGAGACCCUAGAGCCCAGGUGGAAAGGACCACUCCAAGUACUCCUGACCACACCCACCGCCCUGAAGGUAGAAGGCAUUGCGUCGUGGAUCCACUACACCCACGUCAAGCCAGUGGACCCAACCUCCGACCUUCUGGGGCCAAUCACGGCGGCGGCGGCUGAAGCACCGGACACGUGGACUGUGGACAGAGCUAAGAACAACCCCUUAAAACUCACCCUGCGCCGGCAGCAUAACGCACUGCAAACAUGCAGUUAGGUAGUCUAACUCUAACAUUAGUCGCCCUAGUGGCCGCUGGGGAAAACAUAAAGCCAGCUCCUAAUCCCUUUGUCUGGAGAUUCUGGCUUUAU
Messenger RNA from Pan troglodytes (chimpanzee), 1340 nucleotides. RefSeq lists its product as uncharacterized. Bases 1 to 1248 code for a protein of 415 amino acids. Gene Ontology annotation, biological process: virion assembly. The transcript is spliced from 4 exons. The record is from RefSeq and is a predicted model, not a curated record. NCBI's taxonomy places the organism in Eukaryota, Metazoa, Chordata, Mammalia, Primates, Hominidae.